AUGGAGGAGAGUAAGCUCAUCUUCAGCCUGGACAGCCAUGAUGAGGGUCCAACUGUGGCCUUUUCCAAAGACAGGGAGAGCCGGGCUGACCUCAGCCUGGGGAUCGAUUUGGAUCUGGGCCAAGGCCAUCGCUCGCAGCUUCCCUUCCUGCCUCAUUCCCCCUCCUCUCCAGGCUCUUUAGCUGACCUGUCAGCAUCAUCAGCAGGCCUGCUCGUCACCACCAACCUGGUCAAAUCCUCCUCCACAGAUCUGGAGCCCAGGGAGAGCAGCUCUCUAAGAAGCAAACCUCUCCUCAGCUUGGUUAAGUCCCUGAGCACGGAGAUCUCCCGCCGGGUUGAGCCGGAGGUCAACCUCUCCAAGUCUGACUCCAAGCUGCAUUUGCAUCCAUGGAAACAGCUUACUCAGCCAAAGAUCCUUGAGGCCCGGCCUGAAGCAAGAGGACUGAAUGAGAAUGAUGGCUGGGGGUCACCUACAUCCACAGGCAGCUUGUCUCCCAUUGAGCCCAGGGGUAGCUCACUGAUCGCUGAGCUGGAGGACACACGGAGGAAGUUUUCUGAGGCCAUGCAGGAUCCCUUGAGCAUGCUGAGUAAGAUCAUGGGGGACGAAAGUUCUGGCAGCCCCAAGCAGGGCAGGGGUUCUGGUGUAGGAGACUCACCAGCCUCCCAAGGAAGCAGUGGACGAGAGGGGGGCAGUGAAGAUGCAGAACUCAAGUGCCGGAGGAGACCUGAUGGAGAGCAGAGAGGUGUGCGUGACACUCCUCUUAAAAGACUCCAAAAGGGCUCCUUAAUAAAAUCCUCACCAGAACAUCAGAGCAGAGACAGCCAUUUGGAGAUCCGUACUUAUGGAGACAUGAUUCAGGUAGUGGAACUUCAGAAUGGAUCCAGAGGGGCACACCACAGAACUUACAGUCAGUCUCGGGGCAGGAUCCCAGGCUCAUCAUUGCCUCUUCACUGGCUCUUCCCAGUGGGACUUCUAGCUUAUGCGUUCUUGGUGCUGCCCCUACCCUCCUAUGUGACAGGUCUGUCUUUGGGAGUCGCAUGUGGCUUCAUAUUGGGGCUGGUGGUAGUGUUCAUGUUUGCCCCACGACGCUCAGUUGCCAGGAGCAACUCUUGUUUCAGAAAGGCCAGGUCCCUGAACAUGGAUCCACUCGAUGGAAAGCUUACAAAUCCAGAAAUCCUGGAGGGCUGGAUGAAUGAGACACACAUUUACGACCCUGAGAUGUUCCACCCCUCCAUCAUGCACUCUGUGUAUGUCACCCUUGAGGGCACCCGGCUGCGACUGGCAUACCCACGUGCCAACAUCCCCCGGUGGGCAGCAUUCGACGAGAUGCCCCAUGAGGCCACAUUUUUGCGCUCCUGCACCUACCAGCUGGCUAACUGUAAGGUGUCUCUCAUACCUCCUGGUUUGGCCCGCAAGAGGGUGUGGAACAAGAAAUACCCCAUCUGCAUCACUCUGGCUGAGGGGGAGGUAGGGGAGGAAAGUCUGAUCGAAGGGCAAGAAGAGGAAGAAAAAGCAGAGAGACACACCGUACCGGACCACCAGCUUCCUGUCAUCCUCUACCUGUUUAGUCGCACAGGAAGGGAGAAGGAGGAGUGGUUCCAGCACUUCCUGUCUGUUUCCAGGGCCGGAGCCAGGAGCAGUAUGAGCAGUAAGGACAACACAGAUUUUAUAUGUGGUGGAGAUGCCAUUAAAGAAAGCACAGAGGAGCUGCACGACUUGCUAGGGACUAUGCAAGCUAAAACAUUAUUGGACUACAGCAUAUAUAUGACACAACUGGUUGGCUCAGAGAGUUGCAAUCCCACACCCAGCCCCUGCCACAGUGAUAAGGGAAGCCCCACAACCCACAAAAAGAUUCACAAUGAAGAGCACAGUUCUGGAGGUCAAACUGGAGCUGAGUCAAGUGCGGGCUCAGAGGCAGGGGGAUGCUCUGCAGAGGGGCAGCCCACCUGGGUGAACUCCCUAGUGGGCAGGAUCUUCUGGGACUUUCUCCGGGAGAAGUAUUGGACCGAUCAGGUGGCACACAAAAUCCAGAAGAAACUCAGCAAGAUCAAGUUGCCGUACUUUAUGAAUGAGCUGACUCUGGCUGAUCUGGACAUGGGUACCUGCCUACCCCAGGUCCUCAGCACCUCCAAACCUACAUUGGACCGCAGAGGCCUGUGGCUGGAGCUGGAGUUAGUGUACACAGGCUGCCUUCAGAUGACCCUGGAGACUAAGAUGAACCUGUGUAAAUUGGGUAAAGAGGGAGAGGAGGAGGCUCACACUGUUCCAGAGACCCAACAAGUGGGCUCAAAACCCAGGCUGUGUAUACUAGCCGAUAGUGAUGAAGAGUCAUCCAGCGCAGGCUCGUCUGAUGAGGAGGAAGCCCCUCCUUCUGAGCCCCAGGGGGCUGUGGGAGAUAGGAGCACAGUGGUAACAGCUGAUGGGCACACUGGUGGCAGUACAAGUAGGAAGAUCCUGAGAUUUGUGGACAAAAUAACAAAGUCCAAAUACUUUCAGAAGGCCACAGAGAACGAGUACAUCAAGAAGAAAAUAGCUGAGGUGUCCAACAUGCCUCUGAUGCUUAGUGUUGAGGUCCUGGAGCUCUCUGGAACUCUUGCCAUCAAUAUCCCUCCUCCUCCUACUGACAGGAUAUGGUACAGUUUCCGAGUGCCUCCUAGGUUAGACCUUCAUGUGCGCCCCAUGCUUGGGGAGAGGGAGGUCACCUUCACUCAUGUCACUGAGUGGAUUGAGAAAAAACUGCAGUGUGAGUUCCAGAAAGUGUUUGUCAUGCCCAAUAUGGAUGAUUUAUAUCUGCCACUGAUGACAUCUGGCCUGGACAACCCACCUACAUCUUGCCAUUCUUCAAUCCAUUCCUCAUCCCACCAGUCCUCCAUGGAGUCCCAGGAGUACAUGUCAGAGUAAUGCCUCCUUGGGACCACAGAUGGGAUAUUCUUGGUGUAAACAUGGCUAUAAUGCAGCUAUUGUCGUGAAACCUGUAAUGGAUUCUGCUGCAGCUGGGCUCAGUGUUAAUCCUGUGUGUUCACUGAAACCAGUGCAGGAUGAGAUGUGUCCUGAAGGCACGCUGAGCACCGCAGUGAUCUGGAGACUUUGAGGAUGGUGCUACAGUGCCCCCUACUUUAAAGAGAA
This is a messenger RNA of Scomber japonicus (chub mackerel), 3126 nucleotides long. RefSeq names its product testis-expressed protein 2-like. Gene Ontology annotation, cellular component: endoplasmic reticulum. Bases 1 to 2901 code for a protein of 966 amino acids. The transcript is spliced from 11 exons. The record is from RefSeq and is a predicted model, not a curated record. Gene Ontology annotation, molecular function: lipid binding. NCBI's taxonomy places the organism in Eukaryota, Metazoa, Chordata, Actinopteri, Scombriformes, Scombridae.